UUUGUGUAGUAGUGAGUAACUUCGCGCUACAUUCUACAAGCAACAAAUUGCUGGAAGACGACGAAACCUUAUUUGUAUUCGUUCCCAUGACAACUGGGGACCAUUUCCCACCAUCGAAGGUUGCUUGUGCGGCUCCUGAUUCAGACUUUCUUUGUCAUCAUCUUCCCCGGCACCCGAACCGAAACAUUGCAACCCUGAAAUUUAUACUGAUGCAAUUUGGUCCCUUCCCAUCAUCUCAUCUCCAAUUAUUCUUUCACCAAUUACUGCAGUCUUUUUCGUUGAAACCCGGUCGACUUUUUUGUUACAGUCGUUAAACAACUUGAAAACAUAAACGCUUUCUGUUAACAUUUGUGGAUUAGAGUUGGUAAAUGUAAAGACACUCAUAUUUUGUUAGAUAAAGAUAAAAGGACUUCCAUUUCUUUUUUUCUACUGCUUGUUCUCUUUCAUUUACCGAUAAAGAUCGGGUUUUUAUGAGUGAGAACCAGAGAAUGGAAUCGCCCAGAACUUCAGCAGAUGUGGGAAUUGCAGUUUCAGCUAAUGAUGAUCCUGCACGACCUGUACAGGAGGACAUUCUAGAUAGAGAUUCUCUUAAUACAGUUGUAAGUUCAGGUCCAAGUGCAAGGCGUGCAGAUCUGUCCCUUCAAAUACCUCCUAAACCAGCCGUGUUUGGAAAUAGUCGCAGUGGAAAGGGUUUACUUCAGUCUCCUAGUAUCCUGGGCAAUUCAUCAACUGCUGGCUUCCUCCGAGCUCUAAGCUUCAAAAGGAAGCUUACUGCAGCUGAUGGUGAAAGAAGCUCUUUGCUUAAUUCAGACCCCAAGGCAGCUCCUGAAAGCCCUGUUUUGGCUAAUAUCAUGUCAAGCCUGUCUUGGAAAAAGAGUACUUCUCUUCCGGUAACGCCUGCAUCAAAUUUGUCUCCCUCAGUGUCCACACCUACUACCACAAGGACUUACAGUGAAAGAAAAAGAUCAAAUGUUGGUGCAUCUAAAGCUGCUGUGUCAAGGUCCCUCUCUGUACCUGGGAGAAACACAGUCAUUGUAAGAUCAGCCUCUUUUGCCAAUGCUGAAGAGUAUCUUCCAGAUGCUGAUAGUGACCAAAUAACUCCUGCUCCACCUGACAAUGAUGAAGAGAUUCCUGAAGAGGAAGCUAUCUGUAGAAUCUGUUUUGAAGCAUGUGAAGAAGGAAACACACUUAAGAUGGAGUGCAGCUGCAAAGGUGCUCUCAGACUGACACAUGAAGAUUGUGCAGUUAAAUGGUUCAGCAUAAGAGGAAACAAAAACUGUGAAGUUUGUGGACAGGAAGUUAGGAAUUUACCGGUAACUUUGCUGCGUGUGCCAAAUACAGCUCAAAGAGAUAACAGGUUGGAUGGACAAAGUAGUUUCAGUUCAGAGAGGAUAAGUGCUUGGCAGGACUUUGUCGUUCUUGUCUUAAUUAGCACAAUUUGCUAUUUCUUCUUCCUUGAGCAGUUGAUGAUUCACGACAUGAAAACCCAGGCACUCGUGAUUGCUGCACCAUUUGCUUUUACUUUGGGCCUUUUGGCAUCUAUAUUUGCUGUGAUCCUAGCAAUUAAAGAAUAUAUUUGGACAUAUGCAGCACUUGAGUUUGCACUUCUUGCCAUUAUUCUCCACUUUUUAUACUCCUGGGUUCACCUGUCCGCAGUUUAUGCAAUAUUAGUUUCUUCGGUUUUGGCAUUUGGUCUGGCUACAAGUCUCAACUGUCUUUACAUGCGAUACUUCUACUGGAGAGUUCAAGUAACACAAAGCUCCAACCUUGCAUAACCAGAGUUUGGAGAGAGAGAGAGAGAGUCUGCCAAUCUAUUCUGUUUAGUUAGUAGGAAGGUGAAUAUUAUAUCAACCACGGAACAUUGUAUACAGGAUUUGCCACCAAGGUUUCAAAAAGAAGUAAAAUAACAAGAUGCUGGAGGGGUUUUGGACUUGUCA
Messenger RNA from Coffea eugenioides, 1937 nucleotides. RefSeq lists its product as uncharacterized. Bases 471 to 1775 code for a protein of 434 amino acids. NCBI's taxonomy places the organism in Eukaryota, Viridiplantae, Streptophyta, Magnoliopsida, Gentianales, Rubiaceae. The transcript has 8 exons. The record is from RefSeq and is a predicted model, not a curated record. Gene Ontology annotation, molecular function: zinc ion binding.